GAGAACAUUGGUACCGUAUUGUUUGAGAGAGGUGAUUGCAUGAAACGUUGUUGGACAAACGAAGAAUUUACUAUUUUGAAUAGUCGACGUAUGUUUCAAGAUAUUUUACCUAAGGUGAAUAUCAUUGAUUAUCAGAACGAUCAGUACAUAGCUUUGUUAAUGGAUUAUUUUCAUAUUUGUUUCGAGUCCGUACGUAAGCUUUCAAUAGGAAAAUCGAAACACUUGAUGUUGAAAGCUCUGGCCGAUGUAAUGGGUGGUUAUUUGCGAGCUUAUAUAUUACCACUUACCAAACAAUCGUAUUAUGCAGGAAAUAUCAAGUACCAUAACGCAAGAAAACUUUUUGAGCUUUACGACGAAUUAAAAGAUUUUCUUCAUACGAAUGGUUUUGGUUGGUCAAAACCUCGUCCUGAAAUUAAACCUACGAAAAUGUCGCUAAUUAUAACGACACCAUCGGAAUCUUCCGUAGCUUGUAAUGGAUUAAUUACUUUUCCUAUUCGUGGCGUUAACAAUAAUCGUCAUUUACAAAAAAGACACGCUCGUAGAAAGAUAAAACGAUUUGUUUCUCGAAUUAGAUUGAGAAGAUUUUUACAUGCAGGAUACAACGAUGUUUCCAAUAUCGAUGAAUCAGCGAUCGUUCCAAUUCCUUUUUUGGAUGACGAAACUGAACCGAACAGUAUCGCAGUACCAUUCAAAUCGAACAGUCUUCAGUCUUUAUAUUCUGCGCGAUCGGCAUUCGUUCUCGUCAAAUAUUACAUGGCUAGCGUGAAGUGUAUUGUAUCGAGGUCAAAAACAAAAGCUGCGUUGGAUCAUUUUAAUAGUAACUUCUUCUCUUGGCUGCAGCAAUCAGUAAAAGAACGUUUGAACGAUGAAAAAUGGUAUCCAGCAUUUGGCGGAGUUUCUAGAAUCAUAUUCACUCUGGAAAAAACAGAUAGUGAAGCUAUAAUGUUUGGAACUACCGAAUUGAUUAUAAUCGCAGUAGUGAGCGCGUUAUUGGUUUGGUUGUUGGUUGGUUUGAGUUUAGUUUGCUACAGAUAUCUCAGUAGACACUCGGAGGAAUGUUCGCCGUGUGAAUCACCGAACACACCUGUCGCAGUGUUAUACAAAAAUACAGAUUAUUCUAAGGGUGAAAGGCGCACCUCGAAAACGAUCGUCCCGAAGGGACCGAUAGAAAAGCUAAAGGAAUGGUACAAAAACAAGUUCGGACGAUGUCCUGGAGGCUGUCAGGAUCGAUACGACGAGGAACGUUGUUUAGCUGCUAUUAGUUACAGCAGUAAAGACACAAUACCUGGAAGCAGAGUUUGCCAGAGGAAAAAGUACGUGAAAUCAACUUCAGCAUCCCCUUCGAGUUCUCCGGUAGAACGAACAAUAUUCAGGCAAAGUGUUUGCUACAGUUCCGAUGCUUCGAGCACAGUAUCCGAGGAUCCAGGAAAACGAAGAAGAUAA
Polistes canadensis is the source of this 1443-nucleotide messenger RNA. RefSeq lists its product as uncharacterized. Lineage: Eukaryota; Metazoa; Arthropoda; Insecta; Hymenoptera; Vespidae. The transcript has 9 exons. The coding region runs from base 40 to 1443 and encodes 467 amino acids. The record is from RefSeq and is a predicted model, not a curated record.